AUGUGUUGUGCACAGUUCACCACUGAUAAUCAGUGGUACAGAGCAUGUAUCAAAACUGCAUAUUCACCAGCCCAGCCCAAUGUUGUGCCGACACUGGAGAACAAUCUGUGUGUUGAAGUGCAAUACAUUGAUUAUGGAAACAGUGAGUGGCUGCCUCUCAGCAGGCUGCGAAAGAUGAAAGCUGAAUUUCUAAAUAUGCCUGAACUAGCACAGUGUUGUUCCUUGGCAGACAUUGUACCUCCAUUCCAGGAGGAAAAAUGGCCACCAAAGGCCACAAAGGCAUUUGGAAGUCUGACUGGAGACAAGCCUCUGUUAAUGAGUGUUAUUGGAAAGAAAGGUAGCAAGCUGAUUGUUGAUUUGCGUCGUCCAGAAGAUGAUGAACCGACUCAAGAUGAUGACAGACCAGUGUCUGUGCGGGACGCUCUUGUUUUCUUAGAAGUUGCUCGUUUCUCUUCCCCUGCUUCGAAGCCUGAAGGCCUUUUCUUUCCCAAGAGGACCUACAAAGAACCAAUGCCUAUUGGAGAAGGAGCCUUUGUUGAUACGCUAGUUACACAUGUUGCUUCACCUGACGAAAUCUAUGUACAGAAGCUGCGGAGUGAGGAGUCAUUGGAGCUGCAGCACAUUAUGGAAGAAAUGAGCAAGAUGUUUGGUGGACGGAGGCGUGGUACCGAGUGGAGUGUACCAUGGCCUUACAAGGGUCUGGUGUGUGCUGCGAAAUUUACUGUAGACAAAGUCUGGUACAGAGCUUUGGUUACAGCCGUGAAUAGUGACGAGACAGUGGAUGUAACUUAUGUAGACUUUGGCAACUCAGAAAGGCUUCCAUUUGCCGACAUCAGAAAGCUGCCAGAUAUGUUUCUUAGACUGGCAAAGCAGGCGUUACUUAUUUGUCUCGCGGAUAUCAAGCCUACUGGCGAAGAAACAGAAUGGCAGCAACAAGAUCAAGUGAAUAUAUCAAGCUUGCUGCUGAACAGAUCGUUAGUCAUCGAUGUUAAAGGUGUGGAAGAUGGCAAGAUGGCUGUGCUGUUAUAUGACACCUCAGGCGCACAGGACGUUUGUAUCAACGAGUUUCUUGUGCAGAAUGGCUACUGUCAGCCAGCUGGAUUGGGUAUUGUAAAGAGCCGACAUGAAUUCACAGCUGAAAGCGAAAACGCAGGAGAUAAUACCGACGAACAAAGAGAACCAGAGCAGACAGUGGAAGAAACGGACAGUCUGCAGGAAACCGUGAGCGAGGCUGACAUUCAAGGCGAACAGUCAAAUGAAACCAGUUCUUUCACAGAGGAGAAAGCUUUAUCUGAGGAGAAAAUCGAGUCAAAAGCUAACGAGAUGCCGGUCUCGGCUGGGGAUUGUAAAGAGUUCGAGUACAAGCCAGCUGCCUUGCCAGAGAGGAACAGAUUCCAAGCUGGUGUCACGUUCGUGGAUUCCCAAGGUUAUGUUUAUGCUCAAGAAGUGAAGGAAGGGGACCGUACAUUGAUAAAUAUCAUGGGAAGUCUUUUGGAGAAGUACGGUAAAGGCGAAGACUUGUCAGCUGCACCGGUUGAUGCAGCAUCAGCAUCUCCAGGCCUCCCUUGUGUUGCUCAGUUCACGGAGGAUGGUAUGUGGUACCGCGCAAGGGUGGUGAAGUUUGUAGAGGAGGACAAAGUGGAGGUAAACUACGUUGACUUUGGCAACUCUGAGGUGGUGUCCCUGUGUGCAUUAAGACAAGAGAUGCCUUUUAUGGAAGUGCCACAGCAGUGUCUUCAGUUGGUGUUAAGAGGCAUAGAACCAAAAACCAGUGAUGGUCACUGGCCUCCAGAGGCCAUCCGUGCUUUGUCUCAGGCCGUGGUUGGGCAGGAUUGUGUUGCAAGUAUCAAGGGUGAUAGACUGCCUGGCUACCCUCUGGUGGUCAAAUUGUUUCUUCCCGACGGCUCUGAUGUAGCACAGACUUUGUUGACCAGAGGCCUGGUGCAGAAAUCUUCCACGCAGCUUGAAGGAGAACAAGACUCGCCCCAGUUCUACCCGAGCAAGAGAGGGCCUGGUAAACCCAAACCAAUCAAGUCCAAGAGAUCAAUUACUGAAACCAGGGCGCAUGCUCAAAUGAUCAGUUCACGAGAAGCUGAAUGCGUGCUGGCUCGCACCGAACUUCCUGGGGAUGGCAUUCGCUUUGACGUCACCAUCACGCACAUAGAGCGACCAGACUGUAUUUUCAUCCAGCGGGUGCCACCCACGGAGGUGGAUAAAGGAUUCUCUGACGAUCCCGACCCUACCCUGGAGAGUGCGACGGAAGAGCUCCGAACGCUAGAGGAGAUAAUGGCGAAGAUUAAUAGCGCGGAUUAUUUUAAGAAGUACACUCCAUUGACGACUGCGAGCGAGGGAAUGUUAUGCUGUGCUCGUUAUACUGAAGAUGAUAUGUGGUACAGGGCGCAAGUGCAGACCGUUGAACGUCAUAGGCCACUGGAAGUACGAGUGGUGUAUGUUGAUUAUGGCACGACUGAGGUGGUCAAGGCCGACAGACUGCGAGGCUUUCCAUCGGAGUUGUUGGAUUUGCCGGUCCAGUCCACGCGCUGUUUCCUUGCUGACGUCAGGCCCCCAGACGACACAGAUGAGCCAAUGAUGGAUGAUGAGUGUUGGCCUGUGAGUACCAUGGAGGCUCUUAUACAACUGGUGGCAGGCAAGAAACUCGUGGCAAAAAUGUUGUUCAGUGGUCCGCCCGCCAGCGUGCUGUUGUACGAACAUAAAACGAGAAGCGAUGGCUGCGUCGAAGAAGUAUCAAUUGGGCUUCUGCUGGCUCAGAAGGGCCUCGCGAAUUGUACGGAUUACGAAAAAGCCAUAUACGAGGAGUCUGAGAGCGGUGAAUCGGAGGACAAAACUCUGGAAUUCCAGGAAUCAGAGCUUCAGUUUACACCGGAAGACUCGGACACUAACGCAGAGUCUAAGAACUCUUCAUCUGUUGAUUUGCUGGAGAAAAUUCUCGCUGCUAAAGUAAGCUUUACUCCCGCUAAACAGCAACUCCUCAAGCCUACGGAGUUGACAACGAAGAACUCAGAUCAAAGUCCUAAGAACUGUGACAGGGUAGAAAAACGCGAAGAACUCGGUGGUGCAUCUGUGAACACUGAAGAUGCCAGCUCCUCGACAGAGGUCAGCAACUCACGUGACCAAGAAAAAACUCCACCCCAACCAGUAACGUCUGAUCACGUGACCGAACUGACGUCAUCAGGUCCGGCUGAAGUAAGGAAUCAGAAUUCCAUAGAGUCUUCUGUAUAGUGAAAAAAAAACAUAGUGAAGAAAGCAAAAAGAUUUAAGAAUAUGGAUAAUAUGGACUUUACAAUGAUUCAGCUAAUUUAGCAAAGAGAGUUUUAUCAAUAUGAUUUCAUUCUUGUUUUCAGGUUUAGGUUUCGUUGCCCAAUUGAAGGGUUGCAAAGAAAUAGACGUUAUUUAAAGACGACUCUUCGUUUGUUCGUGAAGUUGUGUCCGAAAUUGUAAUUCUUGUCGUGUUUGUUGUAGCAACACUGAUGUGGGCCAAAUUGUACGCCUUUUUUAGAGAUACAGGAAAUGACUUCGAGACAUUCGGUCAGAUUUCAAUAAACAGACUGCUUCAUAGUU
This is a messenger RNA of Orbicella faveolata, 3579 nucleotides long. RefSeq names its product tudor domain-containing protein 1-like. The record is from RefSeq and is a predicted model, not a curated record. NCBI's taxonomy places the organism in Eukaryota, Metazoa, Cnidaria, Anthozoa, Scleractinia, Merulinidae. Gene Ontology annotation, molecular function: zinc ion binding.